This is a messenger RNA of Apodemus sylvaticus (European woodmouse), 2080 nucleotides long. Its product is annotated as cytochrome P450 2J4-like. The record is from RefSeq and is a predicted model, not a curated record. Bases 99 to 1604 code for a protein of 501 amino acids. NCBI's taxonomy places the organism in Eukaryota, Metazoa, Chordata, Mammalia, Rodentia, Muridae. Gene Ontology annotation, molecular function: iron ion binding; heme binding; oxidoreductase activity, acting on paired donors, with incorporation or reduction of molecular oxygen, reduced flavin or flavoprotein as one donor, and incorporation of one atom of oxygen. The transcript is spliced from 9 exons. Gene Ontology annotation, biological process: xenobiotic metabolic process. Gene Ontology annotation, cellular component: cytoplasm; intracellular membrane-bounded organelle.
AAUAGAUUUAGCUGAGAACCCGGCAAGGAUACGAUCCCUAAGCCUCAGCUCAAACCCUAAUUCCCCUAAAAAGUCUCUCAAGUGCUCAAGUGCCAGCCAUGCUCGCAGCCGCGGGCUCCCUGGCAGCUGCCUUCUGGGCAUCUCUCCAUCUCCAUACUCUGCUGCUGGCUGCUGUCACCUUCCUGUUCCUGGCUGACUACCUCAAAAGCCGGCGCCCCAAGAACUACCCGCCAGGGCCGCCGCGCUUGCCCUUCGUGGGCAACUUGUUCCAGACGAACUUUAAGCAGCCGCAUCUGGCAAUUCAGCAGUUGGUGAGGAAGUAUGGGAAUGUUAUGAGUCUUGAUUUUGGAAUCAUGUCCUCAAUGGUUAUAAGCAGCCUGCCUUUAAUCAAAGAAGCCUUUUCUCACCUGGAUGAAAACUUUAUAAAUCGCCCUAUACUUCCUCUACAAAGACACAUCUUCAAUGAGAAUGGAUUGAUCUUCUCCAGUGGCCAGACAUGGAAGGAGCAAAGGAGGUUUGCCCUGAUGACACUGAGGAACUUUGGAUUGGGAAAGAAGAGCUUAGAGCAGCGAAUACAGGAGGAGGCCCACUAUCUUGUGGGGGCCAUAGGAGAGGAGGGAGGACAGCCUUUUGACCCUCACUUCAAGAUCAACAAUGCAGUUUCCAAUAUCAUUUGCUCUAUCACCUUUGGGGAGCGCUUUGAGUACCAUGACAGUCAGUUUCAGGAGUUGCUGAAGUUACUGGAUAAGGCCACAUUCUUCGGUACCUCCAUAAUGAUCCACCUCUACAAUAUCUUCCCAUGGAUAAUAAAACACCUCCCAGGACAGCACCAAACAUUGUUGGGUGCCUGGAGAAAACUGAAAUCAUAUGUUGCUGAUAUAAUUGACAAUCACCGCAAAGACUGGAACCCUGAUGAGCCAAGAGACUUCAUUGAUGCUUUUCUCAACGAAAUCGCAAAGUACCCAGAGAAGACUACAAGUUUCAAUGAAGAAAACCUCAUCUGCAGCACUCUGGACCUCUUCUUUGCUGGAACAGAGACAACAUCCACGACACUGCGCUGGGAUCUGCUCUACAUGGCCCUCAACCCAGAAGUGCAAGAAAAAGUACAGGCUGAAAUUGACAGAGUGAUUGGCCAGGAGAAGCAUCCCAGCCUGGCUGACAGAGAUUCCAUGCCCUACACCAAUGCUGUCAUCCACGAGGUUCAGAGAAUGGGCAAUAUUGUCCCUCUGAAUGUUCCCAGGGAAGUGACAGUUGACACUACUCUGGCUGGAUUCCACCUGCCAAAGGGCUCUGUGGUUAUGAUCAAUUUGACUGGACUACAUAUGGACCCUAAAGAAUGGGCCACCCCAGACACCUUCAAUCCAGAGCACUUUUUGGAAAAUGGAGAGUUUAAGAAGAGAGAAUCCUUUCUGCCAUUCUCAAUGGGAAAGCGAGCUUGCCUUGGAGAACAAUUGGCCAGGUCUGAGCUCUUUAUUUUCUUCACUGCCCUUGUGCAAAAAUUUACUUUCAAGCCCCCGGCCAAUGAGAAGCUGAGUCUGAAGUUCAGAUUGGGCCUCACCAUUUCCCCAGUCAGCCACCGCAUCUGUGCUGUCCCUAGACAGUGAUGGUGGAGAAGAAAAGAAGACCAGGAAGAACUGAAGCAUGUACUGAACCACUGAGCCUCUGCCCAUAUAUGAAGGGAGAAAAAGAAGGGGAAGGGAAAGUUGGAAGGAAUUAGACUAAGGUCAGUGGAUUUAUAUUCUUGACUUCUGAGACCUCCAAAUUGGUUGUGGAUAAAUCACUUAUGUACUCAACGGUAAAUCUUUUCAUCUACAAGUUGCAAAGAGAAUAGCAGUUCCUCCCAUGAAAAGUAUUUGUAAACAUGAAAUGUUGCUAUACCAACAGCAUAGAAAUCAUUGUCAUAUCACAAAAUUAUACCUUCAAUUUGUUUCCUACCUACUUCAUAAAUGCACGCUUGCUUCUAGAUGUUAAAUUGGUUCCUUUGGGAGUGAUACAGAUAUCUCUCUUCCAUCUCAUGAAAUCUCCACUUCAUGGAAGCCUGCUGAGCACAGAACUUCUAAUAAACAACUCUAUCUGGAAA